GUGUCAGGGAAUUCAUUUGCAAUUUUCAAAGGCAUGGUGUUCUGCUCAACUAAUCCUUUGAGUGGGAAAUAAAUAAAUAAAUCAGCUUAGGGUAAUAACAGUAAUUCACAGUGAUUUCUGGACAUGUUUGUACAUCACCUCAACUAAAGAGUCCUCCAGGACACUAAGGUAGAUCAGGGCUGAGGCGGACACACCAAGUGGGAGACCUUACAGAUCCGAUAUUCUAUAUCAAAGACAAGACCUAACAGCUGUCUUUUGGCAAAUGAAGAAUACAUGCUUUGUGUUCAUGGUGUGCCGGGGGAUCGAUGAAGCCUGCAGAGCUGGCAGUUACUGACAUUAAUAACACCUGCUGCUUAGCCUGGUAAUCUGACCAAGAAAUACAGUGGCGUCCCUUUGAGAAGAAAAAUGGAGCAGUUUUCAUCAAAACGUUCUGGCGUUAUGGGAUUAAUUAAGUUGAUGGACUGAAUACAUAACCACGGAAUACAGAGUACUACAGAUUACCCGGAACCAAAAUGAAUUGGGCAUCCUUUUAUGCCAUUAUAAGUGGCGUAAACAGACAUUCGACUGGCAUUGGUCGCAUCUGGCUGUCCGUCCUCUCCAUCUUCCGCAUCCUGGUCCUUGUCGUGGCGGCAGAAAGUGUGUGGGGAGAUGAAAAGUCAGGCUUCACCUGCAACACCCAACAGCCCGGCUGCAACAGCGUCUGCUACGACCAGUUUUUCCCCAUCUCCCACAUCCGACUUUGGGCCCUGCAGCUCAUCCUGGUCUCCACCCCCGCCCUGCUGGUGGCCAUGCAUGUGGCACACCGUCGCCAUGUCGACAAGAAGGUCCUCAAGAUGUCGGGGCGUGGCAGCCCCAAGGACCUGGAACAGAUCAAGAACCAGAAGUUCAAGCUCAUCGGAGCCCUGUGGUGGACCUAUGUGGUCAGCAUCAUUUUCCGCAUAAUCUUCGAGGUGGCCUUCAUGUACAUCUUCUACGUGAUCUACCCAGGCUACAAGAUGAUACGACUGGUCAAAUGCGACUCCUACCCCUGCCCCAACACGGUGGACUGCUUUGUAUCCCGGCCUACAGAGAAGACCAUUUUCACCAUCUUCAUGCUGACUGUGUCUGGGGUCUGCAUCCUGCUCAACAUCGCGGAGGUACUCUACUUGGUGGGCAGGGCUUGUGCAAGACACGUCCAUGAUUCUGAUGGGACCUCGAAGGCACCUUGGAUUACUCAAAAACUUUCCUCUCUCAAGCAAAAUGAGAUCAAUCAGCUCAUUGCAGACCAUUCUUUCAGGUCCAAAUUCAAGGAUACCCGAAAGAACCCAGUGGAAAAAGGGGAGAGGUGUUCAGCUUUUUAGAAAGGCUGCUGUCUUAACAAUGUUUAACAAGCUCUCUACAUCAGUCAUGGCUCAAUAUGCCAAUAAUCUCAUUCAUUCAUCCAUUGCAUUGAAGGAAUGCGGUAACCAUAUGAAUAUACAGUUUGAAUAUAUUAAAAUACUGAAAGAUACAUUUUCUGAUUAUAGCGAUAAAAGAUAAAAGACCAUGAAAAUGAAUUAAAUGUGCAACUGAAAUUACAGUUGAAUGGGGAAAGAAGAGUUUCCUGGUACAAAUGGAACUGAAGCUGCUAUUUCCUGAGUCGAGAUUCUGUACAGGACCAGUCAGACCUUAACUCACUGGAGCAAGACUUACGUUUUCUUAUAGAGGAUUUCAAGAAGCAACCUUCUUAUGGAUGGGCGAAAAUCGACAGUGUGGACCGUUGUUCCAACGGACUGUUUUAACUACGCAUUGUUUGUGUCUGUACAAUAUUUUUCAUUAAUGAGAUAAUGAGAUAACCGACCCUUGGAGAGAUAUCAGGAGCAGGACUGUGCUGGACCGAUUUUCUCAGGUUUCCUCCAAGGCAGGAACGUAACGUCAUAACGACCACAUUAUGAAAUAAUUUGCUUAGGUAAUGAACUCCUGUUUUAAAUAAUGUACUUGUGAAAAUAUUGUGCAUUCAUUUAUCAAAUCGUGAUUUUUAUUUUGACAUAUGUGAGUCGCAUUAAGGCGAUGUACCGUAUCGAGAAAAACCAAACCGUGUGAACCUGGUAAGAUACUGUCACUAUGAACUUGUUUCCUAAAAACGCGAAGUCCGGGUUUUUCUCGACUGCGGCUGCCGGAGACAUUGUGCUAAGCAACUCCAUCCGCUCGCCGUUGCGCUUCACUGUUCAUGUCAGCUUUGCUAACCAGAUGAACUCAGGACAAUUAUAGAACUGGAGGGCCAUGACUGAGUCGUUACCGUAUAAAACUUUUGCAUGCUGAUAAGAUGCAUAACACGUUUGUUGUUUUUCAAGUGGUUAACACGCGUAUUUGAUCAAACCAACUGAAGUUUCACUGUGUACCUUCUCAUUUUUUUUCCAUUGAUAUUUUUGCCUCUUUUUUCUUUAUUUGCUUCAAAUGCACACAUACGGUUUAGUUUUAACAUUUCAGUACGUGUUCAGGUGUAUUGUAUUUAUGGUGGUUAAACUAGUAAAUGAAGAAUGUACUAAUUAUAAGCUGCAACCAAAGCUUAUCACAAGACUGUAAAUGGGCCUUAAAAUCUGGAAUAUACUUUUACUGUACAGAACUAGAUGCGUGAAUAAUACUAUAUUAUCCAAACAAUGUUGUAAAGGAGAUAUGUAUAUUUCAUUGAUAAUAUGUUACAUAAGAGAUACGUAUCUAAAUUAAAUGGCAUUUUGAUUGUUAGAUUGUCAGUACCAAAAAUAUACAUUUGCUAAAGGCUGCUGAUUAAAAUUAAUAUCUUACAUUCAAUUAUAAAUGCAAAAAGAGUGCUGAAUUUUUCUAAAAGUAUUGUCUCUUACA
This is a messenger RNA of Brienomyrus brachyistius, 2820 nucleotides long. RefSeq names its product gap junction beta-1 protein-like. The record is from RefSeq and is a predicted model, not a curated record. Lineage: Eukaryota; Metazoa; Chordata; Actinopteri; Osteoglossiformes; Mormyridae. Gene Ontology annotation, cellular component: connexin complex. The coding region runs from base 513 to 1340 and encodes 275 amino acids. The transcript has 4 exons. Gene Ontology annotation, biological process: cell communication.